Molecule: messenger RNA, 5058 nt
Organism: Spirodela intermedia
Lineage: Eukaryota; Viridiplantae; Streptophyta; Magnoliopsida; Alismatales; Araceae
Source: the annotation of a GenBank genome assembly
AUGGCGAGGCCUUCAGUGCGGAGUUCCCGGGUGUUUUCCGGUAGGAGAUCGGCGUCACCAGUUCCGCUGGUUCUAGGGUUGCUGCUGAUGAUGUCGAUUGUUCUUCUCGUGCUGCUUGCUCUCGGCAUCCUCUCGCUUCCUGUCUCCGCCGACUCUUCCAAGUUGAAACCAGUCGUGGUGCGGGGCCUGAAGGAUGCAUCUGACGAGACUAAGAUGGGCGCAACGGAAAGGUACCUAAGCUAUCCGCUUUGUAGAGAUCGGAUCUGAGGUGAAUUACCUGCCAGAGGUGGCGUUGGCCGACGGAUGCUGAAUUGCCUUUGCAUUUCCUUUGCAGUGAUGAGCUUUGGGAUAGAGAGGAGCAGUGGUCAGAAAUCCUCUCCUGGGAGCCAAGAGCGUCUCUCUAUCAUAAUUUCCUGGUAUGGCAUUUUCCCACCUCUACCGUACGCAUGUUCCUCUUUUUUAUUUCUAUUGCUUGGUUUAUGAUGUAGAUUAGAGGUGGCAGCUGUUCUAAUUAAUAUCUUCCCCCCCUCCCCCGGAUACUUUAUUGAGAAAGUCCUUUUUAGAUGAAGUUCAGUAGAGCACAUCAUGUAAAAAAAGCUCUAUACUAAAUAUACUUUAACAAGCAGUUUCAUUUGUUUGAGGAACAAUAUUGUUCAGAGUCGUUUUUUUUCUUAUUUUCAUUAAUGGUAAAGUUUGGUCUUCAGUUUGGUUGGUAGCCGUAGGGGGUGGGGGGGGUGGUGUUCAGGUUCCGGGGAUACUUUAAUUUUCUUAGAGAUGGACAGUGAAAAGUUUCAGUCUUUGAUUACUUGACAAUAUUUCGAAAAUCUGUCGUGGCUGUGAUAAUCUAAGCUCGGAGAUAAUACGACUUUUAUGUCUUCAAUUGCUUGGAUCUUUUUAGGCAUCAAUCUCUCCUACUCAUUGGUGCGUCCUAUAUCUUCUGACCGAAUCUUCGAAUGAUCUCUGUUUAGAAGGAUGAAAGCGAAUGUUGAUACUGGGAUCUUUAGUUUUCUCUGCAUGAAAUUUCUUCGCAUCCCUUACAAUAUUAUGCUCAUAAAAUAUCCCCCUCUUCCUCGUGACAACGUAAUUUUGAAAGUUUUUCCUGGCUUCUCAGCCGUCUUUAUGUUUUAUGUUUGUCUUCAGAAGUUUGUCUAUGGGGAAAUCGGCAACCGUGAUAGGACUAAAUGCUGUCUCUUAGAUUCCGUAAUUAUAGCCCUCAGAAUUAAGCACUUAUCCCUUAGAGAGUGGGAGAGGCGGAGGCCUCCAAUAUUCGUAUCACAGAUACUGGAAAAAGAUAAAUGGGACAAGAUAUCUUUGUAAUCUGCAGAUGUAAAAACUCCAUUUGGUUCAAAAUCUUACUUGACAGUGUGUUCCUAGUCACAUGGUAAUGUAGCCUGAUGAUAUUACAUGUUUCUGUGACUGUAUAGAACAAAAAGCUAUGGAUAUUGCAGUGCUGCAUCCUUUUCAUUGACGAAUGAAUUCGUUUCAAGAUUGAGUCAUAAUGGACAAGAGGUUUAUCUGGAGCUUGCAUUGCUAAAGUGAGUUCUGUGAGUUGCCAUCUUCUAUCAAUAUUGUAGUCAGGGAAACACUACGAAUGUUUUUGGAGAGUAAAUAUUUUUUUACUUUCAAGGAUUAGAACCUUAUUAAGGCUGUUGGGACAGAUUAACGAGAAAAUAGUGCGUCUUUGUGGUGGAGGCUCGUUGAGAUCCUUGGUUUUUAUUCAAUAAUUUCUUCAGCAAUUAUUGGAGAUAAUAUGGCACAGCUUAGCAUGAUUUUGUGCUUUCGAGAUUUCCAGAGGUAGCUUUAGCAUUUCUCUAUUCUGGUCUGUAUGUCAGGGGUAAAUGCUCUCAUAUAAUAUUCUUACUCUGAACAUUUUUUGCCCUUAAUGGCACAAGUUGUGUAAUUUGCCUGGGAACUAAAAUUUUUUUUAGUAAACGGCUGAGAACUGCUUAAUUUUAGUCAGAACAUAUCUGUUUUCUAAUUCCUUGUACAGUCCAAGGCGGAGUGCGAACAUUUGAUUCAGCAAGCAAAGCCUCGCAUGCAUAAGUCAACAGUUGUUGAUAGUAAAACUGGGAAAAGCAUGGACAGCAGGUAUUUGUCAUUCACAAGUUCAACUAUGGAACUUCUGUUGAUCUGUUGUUAGGAAUGACUCGUGUAUAUGUGUCGAUGUUUUCCUAUCUAAGAUAGUCUCACUAUUCUUUUCCCUUUAUCAGAGUUCGCACAAGCUCAGGAACAUUCCUGAAAAGAGGUCGAGACAAAAUCGUUCAAGCCAUUGAGAAAAGAAUUUCGGAUUUCACAUUCAUCCCUGUAGGUUAGUUAAGGCAUACAUUAAAAUUUGGGGGUUUUAGUUCAGUAUGUCAUUCAGUUUUUGAGUUUUGAUACCAGGUUUCGAAAAUAAAUUACAAGUUCGCUUUUUUCUUUUUACUUAACCCAAGCUUCUGUAGUACUGUCAUUCAAAAAUAAAAAGUUGUAGUAAAUCUGAAAAUUGAUAUGUACUGAUGACGGGAAAAUUGUACCUAUAGUUCCUUUUAAAUGAUGUAAGUUUCUUGUUAAUUCCAUUCGUAUGCGUAGGUUAAUAAAUUUGCAACAUGAAAUUUGAUUCUCAAAGAUUUGAAGAUUAAGGGGAAUAGUCUUUGUUUUACCGUUUUAUCUAGGAGAACGUAUUUCCCUGGCCCCCAAGGUGAGUGGUUGUUAGCGAGAGAGGUGACCAUCCCUGGAGAGGUAACGUAGCCGAAAAAAAUAUCCCUUGGAGAAAUUAGUUCUAGUGCCCUUUUGACCAUUACCCCAUUUCUUGGAUUGUACAUGGAGAGGAGUAACACACUGCAACUUUUUGGUUGGGCCUACACCUUUGCAACUAGUGAAGUUUUUAUGUUUGUUCGCAGUAGGCCCAAGGGACAGGAGAGAGAAACACAUCCUAAAGGAGGGGAAGCCUGCAGUGUAUCAUGAAGCUGAGAACCUUGUGACCUUGGGGGGCAUAUGGAUGGCUGAAUUACUGUUAUUCGAGCAGAAGGAGAAGGGAUAGUGAUUUGGAGGUGUUCAGAGUGUAGAUACAAGUGGUAGACACAGGUGGUGUUGGAGAGGCAGUGAAGGAUACAGGUCAGUGGAACAGUACUUGUUGGCACGAAGUUCCUUUUAAUGAUUUUAGCAUAAUCUAGCAAAAGCUAUGGCCAAAAGUGGUAGUUAGCAUGGCGCCUCGCGUUUGCCUUUAAAGGAACUUGAACUUAUGCAGGGGUUAUCAAUAACGCCAGAUUGAAAAGGGUCUUUCUCAUCUGGGUCGGUAUCACUUUGACCUGUAUGUUUAGAAUACCGUAUGGAUACGCUUCGUUUGGAUGUUCACUGAGAAAGGAUUUCAAGGCAAUAUGCCCCAUCUUAAAGGUCGCUGAGUGCGGAGGUUGAUACGGAGAUCUUGUCAUUUUUAGCGAUACCUCCUAGGGUUAUAUGGUUGCAUUGCGAAAGGUUCAUCUUCCUCGUGAUAGACAAUCAUUGAAUGGCAUUGGAAAUUAAGUGAUAGCUAGGAUGUUUUGGCUUCUGGCAUAAAAUCAUUGCUGGAGAAGUAGUGGAGGAAUAGGGAAGGAGCGUUGAUGGGUGUUGUCUGCAUUCUGGUUGGUCUAGUGGUACCUGAGAAUUGUCUGUGGACAUAUGCAUUGAGGGUCAGUCAUUUGUCUCAUGUUUUGGUAACUGAUUGGAUGUGAAAGGAGUUCAAUAGCCACUGAUUGGAUGUCUCCAUUGCCCAAAUCCUAGUCAACUGUAUAGGUCAAGAGACCUUGAUUUGUAGGGCGAUGUGUGCUUGAAGAUUUAUCUAGAUUUCAGCGUGUAAUUUUGAUGCAAUUUUAUUUUCUUCACCUCUGGCAACGGAUUCAUUCGGUUUGAUUCUUUGAUUCUGCUUAGAUUGUGUUAUUACUCCAUUAAAUAACUCUUUUAUUUACAGAGCAUGGUGAGGGCCUUCAGAUUCUUCAUUAUGAAGUAGGACAGAAAUAUGAACCUCAUUAUGACUACUUCCUCGAUGAAUUCAACACCAAGAACGGGGGUCAACGGAUAGCUACUGUGCUUAUGUAUCUGUUAGUAUAUAGUCUAUUUUGUACAUUUUUUACAUAUCAUUAUUUUUAUGCAAAAAUUAAUCCUUUGACUUCUCAUCGAGCACAAUCUGCGCACCAUGUGUUUUCAAUUUUCGCUGUUGGUACAGUUCAGAUGUUGAAGAAGGUGGUGAGACGAUUUUCCCCGCUGCCAAUGUGAACAGUAGCUCUCUACCAUACUACAGUGAGCUAUCUGAAUGUGGUAGAAGGGGGCUUGGUGUCAAGCCCAAGAUGGGAGACGCAUUACUUUUCUGGAGUAUGAGGCCUGAUGCAACUCUUGAUUCAUCCAGUUUACACGGUUAGUGCUUCAGCUAUGUGGAAAGUACAAGAAGUCAACCCAAAUUUCAGUCAUCUCGACGGUUUUUUAUAGACAUUUGACUUUAUCUUGAGAGACUCUGGUACUGAAUGAUUUUUAUUUUUUUUUUGUUUAGUUUUUUUUUAGAUCUCAUGCAUUAUAAAUAGCAAAUAAAGUCCUGCGGUAAGAUCGAUUGGCCCCAUUGGUUUUAAGCUGAGAUGAUAUCAGAUUUGAAGGCUAUCCAUGGGACGUUAUCCAAUAAUCUGGGUAUAGUAUCGGAGUCAAUGGUUGUUCCUGGGCUGUAUGUGUCCCAUCUAUGUUGUCGUCUGCAUGUCAUGUCAGAAGUCAACGCGGAUUAUAAAGCAAAGUUAGAACAGCUCUAUAUAAGAACCUGGUUAUCAGAUAGGAAAUUUCCUCCGCUUAUUGCCAAUUAGCUUUGAGUUGAAUAGCCCGAGUUUGCCCUGGUGGGGGGUUGACUCCCAUGUCCGGAAGCUAGUUUUAUGUGCAUCAUCAUAUGGAUUUUCUCUAAUUGCAUAUCUUCUCUCUCUCUCUCUCUCUCUCUCUCUCUCUCUCUCUCUCUCUCUCUCUCUCUCUCUCUCUCUCUGUGCCCAUCUUGCAGGAGGAUGUCCUGUGAUCAGAGGGAACAAGUGGUCCUCAACGAAGUGGUUGCAUGUACGUGAGUACAGGACCUGA